Messenger RNA from Seriola dumerili (greater amberjack), 3470 nucleotides. It is a transcript of the gene ano9, whose product is annotated as anoctamin 9. The transcript has 25 exons. The record is from RefSeq and is a predicted model, not a curated record. Gene Ontology annotation, biological process: chloride transmembrane transport. NCBI's taxonomy places the organism in Eukaryota, Metazoa, Chordata, Actinopteri, Carangiformes, Carangidae. The coding region runs from base 241 to 2574 and encodes 777 amino acids. Gene Ontology annotation, molecular function: protein dimerization activity; chloride channel activity. Gene Ontology annotation, cellular component: plasma membrane.
UGCAUCAGCGAAGAGGAGGCAGCAGCAAAAAUAUGCCAUUCCUUUGCACCUGACAAGCCAUCUCGUGGUUGUUGUCUGUUUUUGAAUGCAGUUGCUGAAGCACACAGGACACUCUGUUUAUUUGUCAGUUUGUUGACCGCAUCGCUGAAAGAGACUGAACGGAGGAGGAAAAAAAGAGGUGGAGGCUGGACAGCUGUGACACCAGCAACAGAAGUCGCAUCUGCACAUCAAAUACACAUCAUGCCGGUCCACAGGAGGCAGCCCAGUAUUGAACUACUGGAAUUAAUGGGAGUGGUAAGAGAGAAUGGCAAUGAACAGACAUCACUUCCUCCUGUGCACACUCCACUGUCAUAUGACUAUGUCCUGGUUGCCAAAACAAGUGAAAACCAGGAGAGAGUGGCUUUCAGGAAGCAAACAGAAUACAUUGAAGAAUUGAAAAAGAAGAACAUGAGAGUCACAAAAAUUAUAGAUGAUGAUCUCAUCUUCUAUGGGAUUCAAGCGCCUAAAGAAAUUUUUGAGAAGUACAGGUAUCUGCUCAAAGUGUCUGAUGCUUGUAACUGGAGCUCGGAUCAGAGCAUUAUGCCUCUCAGCACCAGAAUAAGGAUUGUUCACUUUAUCUUGAAUCACACCCCUAUCCAUUCAGGAGAGGGUCUGCGCUGUCUCAUGAAGAUGAAGGUUUUUGAAGCAAAGUUCUGCUUACAUGAGAAAAGGAAACAGAGAGAGCUGAAGGAGAGCUGGGCACGAUGGACAGCCUGUCUCCAAGGGCAACCCAUAACUGCUGUCAGGAACUACUUUGGGGAGAAGGUGGCCUUAUACUACCUGUGGUUGGGCUGGUACACAUAUCUGCUCAUCCCUCCUGCUAUCAUUGGGAUCAUUGUCUUCCUCUAUGGCCUUGCCUUCUUUAACACCUCACCCCUCAUAAAGGAGGUUUGUGAGGCUGACAUAGUCAUGUGUCCACUUUGUGAUAAAUGCAAAGUUUGGCAGCUCUCCGACACCUGCACAUACGCCAAGGUGAGCCUGCUGUUCGAUAAUAAUGGCACAGUGCUUUUUGCGAUGUUCAUGGCCGUGUGGGCAACACUGUUUUUGGAGUUUUGGAAGAGACAUCGGGCUUCCUAUGUGUGUGAAUGGAAAGUGUCUGAUUGGUGUGAGGAGGAGGAGGAACUGAUCCUGGAAAUUGUGAACAAUGCAAACUGUGAACCCAAGGAAUAUAAGCACUCCUACCUGCGCAGCACUUUGGUUUUGAUCUGUGUCACAGUUAUGAUAUUGGUUAUCAUUGGCCUGACACACGCCUUGGUGGUGUUCAGGGUGAUUGCAGCAGUGCUCUUUGCUGAGGGAUCAUGGGAGUUCCUGAGCACCAACUCCAACAGUGGAGCAAUGAUGCUGGGGGCCGUGUUCCACUAUCUUAUCAUCACUGUCAUGACACGGAUUAACAGGAUUGUAGCCAUGAAGCUCUGUGAAAUAGAGGAAACGAGAUCCUUUGCUGCCACAGAGAAAAGUUUCACUGUCAAGAUGUUCACCUUCCAGUUCUUCACCUAUUUCUCCUCGCUCUUCUACGUGGCCUUUUUUCUUGGCAGGAUAAAUGGUCAUCCUGGUGGUUACGUACGAAUCGCAGGGAAAUGGAGGCUUGAGGAAUGUCACCCCAGCGGAUGUCUCACAGACUUGUUCAUUCAAAUGGCGAUUAUAAUGGUUCUCAAGCAAACCAUCAACAAUGUCUUCGAGUUCACUGGCCCCUUGCUCUGCAGGUGGUUGAAGAGGAGAAGAACCCAGAAGCUACAGAGGAAAUGUGCCCACUGUUAUCUGAAAGAUGAGUCAGAGGCCAAACACAGAGCUGAACUGUGUGAUAACUGCAAGCUUCGAGACUGGCUCAACAACUACCGCCUCAAUGAUGUCGACUCCUUCAGCUUGUUCAAUGAGUUCCUGGAAAUGGUCAUCCAGUUCAGCUUUACCACCAUAUUUGUGGCAGCGUUUCCUCUUGCUCCCCUGUUAGCCCUUAUUAAUAAUGUUAUUGAGAUUCGCUUGGACGCCAUUAAGAUGGUCACUCUGGAGCGUAGACUGGUUCCCAAGAAAACCAACGAUAUUGGUGUGUGGACAGAUGUGUUGGAGGCUAUUGGCGUCUUAGCUGUCAUAGCAAAUGGGCUGGUCAUUGGCAUAUCCUCGGACUUCAUCCCACGACUGGUGUACCAUUACUACUAUGGCCCGUGUGCCAAUGGCACAGCAACAGAUACUGACUGCAUGGUUGGCUACAUCAACAACACUCUGUCCAUUGCACGACUCGAUGACCGGAACAUAUACAACGACUUUUCAGCUAGUCAGAUGACAAUUCCUGGUGGCUUGAAUGUCACUUACUGCAGCUAUAAAGACUACAGGAGCAAUGAGGACUACAGUUUUACCCCACAGUUCUGGCUAAUUUUAGCUGUGCGCUUUGCAUUUGUCAUCCUCUUUGAGCAUGUUGUCGUCAUUUUUAAAUUCGUUGCAGCCUGGUUUGUACCGAGCGCUCCCAUGCAGGUCAAGAAUGACAGACUCUUUGAUAAACUCAAAAGACUAAAAGAGGAACUCAGCUCAUUUGAAGCGUGACAGAAUUCAGACACUUCAAUGGGACACAUUUUUCCCCGAGACCAUGAGCCCAGUGUUGCCUUGUGCAGGGUCCAGGCUAUCACAGUGUUGAGUCGACUUCAAAGCCAUUAAUCAUCUCAGUGAAGAGUUCAGACAGAGGCCUCUCGCUCUUCUUUAUUGUUUGGAAUCUGGAUUGUCAUCCAUGAAGUGGACUUUGAGGACAGAUGAUUUUUUCUCGGACAGAACAAAUGUACAGAAACUGAUUUUACUGACCACGUCUUUCAUGAGAUUAUUCUUAUUCUAUUUUAAGAAUGCACUGACGGCUUUCUGGUGGAUCUCUAUAUUUGUGAGUUGUAUGUGAGUGUUUUUAUUGAAAGCCUAAAGAUAAUUUAUACUGCCACUGCAAACACAGUAUCAAUUGUGUGUUAUGAUGUUGCCUUAUAUUGUAAAAAGCGCUGUGAUGAUUGUUGCAUUAUUGCAGAUAGAAUCUAAUGGUGUCUUUUCAGACACAAGAAUGUUUUGCAUUAUAAUAUUUUAUAUAAAUGAAUGAAAGAGGAAACUUUUCUCCUCAUGAAAUGUCUUUUAAAUUCAAGUUUGUCAUUUAAAGUAUGUCAUAGUCAUAGCUGACAUUUUGAAUUUGCUAAAUUACAGCUUUUCUUUGUGCUGGAACCAUAUGCCUUUUUUGUCUAAGGUACAGUAAGGUACAGUAUUUCAACAACAGCUAAAUUUAUGUAACUGUUUAUAAGGCUGAUUUUAGUAUUUCUUGUUGUGUUACUUUUUUAUGCACAAAGGAAGAAUAUUUUCCUGCAAUGUGGAAAAGACCAUUGUGUAGGUAAAUUCAAAGACAAUGUAAUUGAAAUGAAGAGAUACCACCCAAUCUUUUAUAAUGGAGUUUUAAGUUGUAACAAAUGUGUUUA